UCGCCAAAGAUGCUUGUCUUUAGUAUUUGCUUUGUUCUUAAGAACGAUCUAAUUGCUUUCUAAACGUAGAACAACCUUUUGUUUAAAAUGACAGGAUACGUAGCUUGAAUACAAUUUACUAUGAUUUGUAAUACCAUCCAAUGAAGACGAGAUCUCCCGUGGGAACCAUCCACCAGUCAGCUAAGACCUUGUUGUUUGGAAAAUUCAACUUGGCACUUCGUUUUGAAGCUGUUAACAGUUAAACCAAACUUAUUGAACAAUUCAUGCUUCGCGAACAUGUCUUUGUUAUGUCGUCUUGAAGGUUAACUCUCACGAACAUCGUGUGGAUCAUCAACUGAAUUCCAUCACUUCGCGUUGCCAACUUGUUCAGGGACAAGGGAACAAGAUACUCUUAAAGAUUACAAACUACACCCUGCGCUGGUGACAGAUCAAUCUACGAAACUUUCCUGCAAGAUCAUUCAGGCAGUAAAAUUUAAUCAGGGUCAAACAAAUAGAUUCAACAAAMGUCCAAUAUCCCAAACAAGACAUAAAUURCAAAGUUUACAACAGUAGACAAACAAACAUGGGGUUGUCAUAUCACCUUUCUGUUGAAUUUAUUUUGAUUUGAUCUUCUUGUUGUACCGUUAAAACAAGACCGUAUAAAACAGAAAACUUGAUGAAAUCGGAAAUGAUAUGCUUGUAAGCAUUUGCUAUGGGCAUUUUAUAAAGAUUAAUGGCAGAACAAAUUACGGAACCCGUCGAAGUUGAGGUUCMUGAAACAUUCAAGGAUGAAACUGUCUUGGAAGAUCGCGAAGAUACUCCUAAAAAAAAAUCAGAAGAACUCGAUGAUUCCGACUCCCGUAGUGACACCCCGCCACUUGAAAGUGGUAAUGWUGAUCCCAAACUGUCGACACCGGCAUCAUUUCAUUCCGGAAUGUCUUCAAGGUCGACAACGGAAAGUGACCUGGAAACAGCGUCGGACAACAUCAAAGUUGUUGUUAGGGUUCGACCACUUAAUGCUUCUGAAUUGACAAGAAAUGACAAGAAUAUCAUUGAGUUCCCAGGAGAUGGGGCGCUAUGGAUUGAUAACUUYGGGCAAAUCAAACCUUUCACCUUCAACGCUGUUUUUGAGGAAAAAACAAGUCAAGCUGAAAUGUUUGAAAACUGUGGUAUAAAACAUCUUAUUAAUAUGGCUCUAGAAGGAUACUCUUGUACUGCAUUUGCUUUUGGUCAAACUGGAUCAGGAAAAACACAUACAAUAACUGGACCUAUGAACUCUGAGAACCUCCACUAUGAAGACAAGAUGUUACCAAGUCCAGAGAUGCUGGGACUGAUAGAAAGGUCAGUAGGGGAUUAUUUUAUUMGAUAUAUGUUAUGGAGUGAAAGAGUAAAGGAGACCAAAUCCGUUGGUGAAGCAUUCACAGAAUCACAAAAUAUUAAUAAAAGUUUGUUGACAUUAGGAAACUGUAUAUCAGCGUUGAGCGAUGCCAAGAAAAGGACAGGACAUAUACCAUACCGCGAUAGUAAACUUACCAAACUACUGGCGGACAGUUUGGGUGGUGAUGGAGUAACACUGAUGAUUGCCUGCAUAUCCCCYUCAAGCUACGUUGUGUCGGACACUCUAAAUACACUACGAUAUGCUAACAGAGCCAAGAAGAUUAAAAAUAAACCUGUYGUUCAAAUGGACCCAAAGGAGAAACUGAUCAUUAGUUUAAAACGUGAGAUCAAGUUGCUUAGAACAGAGAACAAUUACUUUCGCCAGCAGCUUGGUUUGCCGAGUAGUGAUUCACAGACAACAAUAACAAACACAGAAGAAAACAACAACAAACCGAACCGUAAAACACUCAAAGAAAACGCGCACAAAAUAAAUAAGCAAAACAGUUUAAUGGUGAUCGAAGAUGAAAGAAACAAACUUACAACUGCAAAUUUAACUGCUGGGGCCAAUAGUAGCUUGUACGAUAUGCUACAAGAAUACAUGAUGGAAAAUGAACAUCUAAGAUCAGAGAAUAGUGAACUUCAYAAAUCACGUGAAGAAGUGUCAAGACAACAAGAGAUCGUUUCACGGGAAAAUGAGCGAUUGUUAAAGAAACUUGAAGAUUUGGAGAGAGUUUUCGUAUCGUCUCCGAUCUCCUUUCGGACAUUGUCGGGAGUCGAGCGUACACGGUCGUUACCCGAAGGUGCUGCAGGUUCGGAAGGGUUUCGAUCAACCGUUCAAUCAUCCACACCGCAUUCUUUGGACUAUGCGUCAAGGAAUGGUAAGCAUGACUUCUUGAGAACGAUUAAGUCAGAUGACUUAAGCNUUUUGCAACGACACAGAUCGUCAUCGGAGCCUUCGACGCUUGCGUUUCCGCCAAUCAAGAACGGACCGUACCCAAACUACACGAGUCAUUCUUGGGGAGCUUCACCGAACUAUAGUAAAGAAAAUACUAGCAGUCAUUCUACGCCUAUACGUUCAUUAAUACCUAGUGGAAGUCCUAACCGCACCACGUUGAGCAAGUCCUCACCAGCCAAACUGUAAGUAAUUACGAAGUGUCAAAUUGUGUGCAGUAAAAACGUCUUUGCAARAUGACAUAUCGCGAGAACAAAAACGCUUUAAAUAGAACAUCGAGCUAAGAUCAAACUCAGCAGUUUUGUGAGCGCGUAAUGCGUG
This is a messenger RNA of Exaiptasia diaphana, 2629 nucleotides long. RefSeq names its product kinesin-like protein KIF12. The coding region runs from base 713 to 2497 and encodes 594 amino acids. The record is from RefSeq and is a predicted model, not a curated record. Gene Ontology annotation, molecular function: microtubule binding; ATP binding; microtubule motor activity. Gene Ontology annotation, biological process: microtubule-based movement. The transcript is spliced from 17 exons. Lineage: Eukaryota; Metazoa; Cnidaria; Anthozoa; Actiniaria; Aiptasiidae.